AUGGCGAACAAUGCGCAGACGAGCGUGGAGCCAGUCAGUUUGGAGUACAUGGAGGAUCCCUAUUUCGUGCCGCCAGACGACGACUCUACUCCAAGCUUCGACCUGGCUGUUGAUGAGUUGGAUGAAUUAGAGAACAUAGUCAGCUGGCCACAAGAUGACACUGAGGCCGACUGGCGCACGCUGCCCGACCUUGCCGAUACUGCACUAUGUAUUGAAACAGAAUUUUAUAUGGACAAUCGUCGUCGCAGAUUGCGAAUAUUUAGAAAGAAAAUGCGAGAAGUUCGUGUUACAUUUCAGGACUUAUCAAAACCCUACCUUGCUAAAGUCUCUAGCCACACAAAUUAUAAAAAGUUUCUUGGUAUUACUCCAGGAGCUGAAGAAGCGAUGGCUGGCGCGGGCGCCGGUGACGCACACACUCCUGACGAGCUAGCGGGGCUGACUCCCGAGCAGGCAGAACAGCUCCGCGCCGAGUGGAGCCGGGAAUUGGCUCGGGUCGAGGAUGAGAUAGCCACCCUUCGCACGGUUUUGCAGAGCAAAAUCCGGCAGAGUUCUGAUUUGAAAAGGAAACUUGGCAUCACAGUGUGGAAGGAAAUAACUGAAGACGUUAAUCAGGGUUUGAAAAACGUUAAAGAGAGCCAUGUUUAUCAAACGAUAGAAACUCGCGUGGCUGCGCUUACACAGGCCGUCACUGAAGCACCAAUAUACCAAAAAACUGAAUCUGUGAUAAAAUCCACGGCGGAGAAGACUACGUCGAUACUGGGCGGCAUCACGGCCGGCGUGUCCAGCAAGCUCGGCCAGAUGCGCAACUCGGACUCCUUCCGCUCCAUCGAGGAGAGGGUCGGCUCAGCGUAUGAAAAUGUAAAGGGUAAAGUGGCGUCUAGGUCCAACUCGACGCAGAGCUUCGACGAGGCGCUGCGCGACGCGAGCCGCGCGGCCAGCGGCGCCGGCUCGCCCACCAUCCCCGAGAACAAGCCCUUGCCU
Brenthis ino (lesser marbled fritillary) is the source of this 981-nucleotide messenger RNA. The record is from the annotation of a GenBank genome assembly. NCBI's taxonomy places the organism in Eukaryota, Metazoa, Arthropoda, Insecta, Lepidoptera, Nymphalidae.